Molecule: messenger RNA, 1500 nt
Organism: Laccaria bicolor S238N-H82
Lineage: Eukaryota; Fungi; Basidiomycota; Agaricomycetes; Agaricales; Hydnangiaceae
Exons: 5
Coding region: 1-1500 (499 amino acids)
Source: RefSeq, a predicted model, not a curated record
AUGCCUUUCACUCAUGGAUUUCCGAGAGCGGAUAUCCAUGAGCUUUUGUCUCCUGAUCUUCUACACCAGAUCAUCAAAGGUACCUUCAAGGAUCACCUCGUCACUUGGGUCACGGAAUACAUCGAGGCGACUUAUUCACCUGCGGAGGCAAGACAAAUUUUAGCCGACAUCGACCGCCGGAUUGCUACUGCUCCUCCGUUCCCGGGCCUUCGACGCUUUCCAGAGGGUCGUGGCUUUAAACAGUGGACGGGAGAUGAUUCCAAGGCUCUCAUGAAGGUCUACCUCCCCGCUAUCAUGGGUCAUGUUCCGCCUCAAAUGGUCCGUGCAAUCAGCGCGUUCAUGGAGUUUUGUUAUUUAGUACGCCGCUCCGUUAUCGAUGACGAUGAUCUCAUCGCCAUUGACAAUGCUGUGGCCGACUUCCACCGUGAGCGCGUUGCAUUCAAUGCCAUUCGCCCGGACGGGUACUCCUUACCCCGCCAACACUCCAUCGUUCAUUACAAGUUCUUAAUCCAAGAGUUUGGUGCGCCGAACGGCCUUUGUUCAUCGAUUACCGAAUCAAGGCACAUUGCAGCUGUCAAGGAGCCGUGGCGUCGUUCGAGCCGUUUUGAGGCACUCGGCCAGAUGCUUGUUACUAACCAGCGGCUCGAUAAGCUAGCUGCUGCACGUGUCAACUUCCAAGCUAGGGGGAUGCUCAAUGCCUCCAUGUUUAGUGGACACGACCCACCUGGUCCCCAACUGCCCCCCACCACGCGACCAGAGGUUGAGGAAGAUGACGAUGGAGGAGCGGUUGAUGGUGACAUUUUGGGGGAGGUCACUCUCGCGAGAAAGCCACUCCCUAGGCUACCACGCGAGGUUACUGCCCUUGCUGAUCAACUGGGCACCCCAGAACUUCCAGAGCUUGUCCGACGUUUCUUGUACCAACAGGAAAACCCCGACUCACUUAUCCCCCUAGGCCUUGUGCCUCUCGACAACUGCCCAUCUCUUUCCCAUGUCAAAGUCCGCGUCUACGCCUCCGCUCUCGCCACCUACUUCGCUCCCAGUGACAAGUCUGGCACGCGAGGAAUGUUUCGAGAACGUAUUCGGGCAGUCAGCUCAUGGAGGAAAGGGCCCCCGAGAUAUGAUUGCGCUUUCGUUGAGCAGGACAGCAACCUCGAAGGCUUCCGCGGGCUGCUCGUCGCACGUGUCCGCUCUUUCCUUUCGAUCCGGCAUCAUGGCAUUGCGCAUCCAUGUGCCCUCGUGUCAUGGUACUCAGUGAUAGGAGAUCAGCCCUGUCCCGACACACGGAUGUGGAAGGUAAAGCCUGACCUUGAUGAUCUUGGGAACCCGUUGUUAGAUAUCGUUCACCUUGAUUCCGUUUUGCGCAAUGCUCAUCUGAUGGGUGUUUGUGACGGCGCAACGCGCCUUCCUCACAACUUUAAUUUUAAUGAUAGUUUAGAUUCUUUCCAAGCCUUCUACGUAAAUAAGUAUAUAGAUUAUCAUGCUCAUGAGAUAGCCUUCUAA